AAAUUUUUUACAAUUAAAAAGUGGAUAUAUUUAUUGUUUUUUGUACAUAAUAAUAGAUCACCUGGUAAACAAUUUCCUUGUAAAAUCCUUUAAUCCUGAAAGGCAACUAAUAGUUGCUAAAUUGACCUCAGUGUAAAGUUCGCUAAACACCCAACAUAAGACAUACUUCAUCAGAAUGGCCCUCAACUUUAGCUCAAUAAAGUUGAGCAAAUGGCAGAUUGCGUUAUUUAUUGGCACGCCCCUAGGCAUCGGCCUGGGCACUUAUGUGGUCAGACGGAUGAACGACACGCCUGUCGGCGAGUCUAAGGGCGAAGAAACUAAACGGUCCAAGGGGAAAAUCGAGAAGCAAGCGACAUCCAUUGACGGAACAGCGCCGGACAAGGAACUGGAACGUAAGCAGAAAUCUGCCGAGCUGGGCGAGAAACUGUCUCCCCUUAAGGAGGCAAACAGCUACCAGAACGGGGGCAACAAUUGCUAUCGCAAUGGCAAGUACGACGAGGCCAUUGACAAGUGCCUGCCGGAGAACGGCACUUACAUGGCCAUCUUUUACCAGAACCAUCUUCUACCAGAAGAAACAGAAAUAAGGAGGAGUUGACACAGACGACUGUGAAAACUGUCCCGGACUCAAGGAUCUGGACAAGAGCAUGGUCAAGAGCAUCAGGACAAUACUCUUAGCCACUUGUAAAUGCCCAAGGAGUGCAGAAAUGUGAAGCCUACCUGUUAGAGCCCUCCAGCAUAAGUUGGAAGUCACCUCUACCGAGGACUACGGGGCGCUGCGCUACUGCGAGCAGGAUAAGUUUACUUAGAUGGUCAAGCAAGUGAAGGACGCCGGCGCUACGACGACAAAGCCAACCAUCUCCUGAUGCAGCAGGAGCUCCCCGCCAUUGCUACUGGUGGUCGCAUUGUGGCGCGUUUUGAGGAGCUGACUCUUGAGAUGUCACACUAUCGUCAUAAUUUUCCACGCCUGUAUUUAUUUCAUUAAUAUAAUCAUUGCGUUGUUGUGAGAUUUGUACUUAAUAUAAUCUCCCUGAAAAUAAAAAAUGUGUUUAUU
This is a messenger RNA of Drosophila obscura, 1051 nucleotides long. RefSeq lists its product as uncharacterized. NCBI's taxonomy places the organism in Eukaryota, Metazoa, Arthropoda, Insecta, Diptera, Drosophilidae. The record is from RefSeq and is a predicted model, not a curated record. Bases 176 to 595 code for a protein of 139 amino acids. The transcript has 2 exons.